Molecule: messenger RNA, 15705 nt
Organism: Physeter macrocephalus (sperm whale)
Lineage: Eukaryota; Metazoa; Chordata; Mammalia; Artiodactyla; Physeteridae
Gene: VPS13A
Product: vacuolar protein sorting 13 homolog A
Exons: 72
Coding region: 242-9766 (3174 amino acids)
Biological process (GO): autophagy; protein targeting to vacuole; protein retention in Golgi apparatus
Cellular component (GO): extrinsic component of membrane
Source: RefSeq, a predicted model, not a curated record
GGCCGCGCAGCCGCCCUACCACCCUUCGGGGCCUCGCGCUCCGACCCAACCCUGGAGCCUGAGCUGCGCAUGCGUCGCGCGAGCGGCCGCCUCCGCCUCUAGUAGGGCUCGCGGCGGGGCUGAGCGUCAGGACCCGGGGUCGGAGCCGCCCAGGAGCCGGUGAACCGAGUGGUCUCGUCAGAAGGGCGCGGGAGGGCAGGCGCACGAAGAAGGAGCGCCGCGUCCACCGCGGCUGAGAAAAAUGGUGUUCGAGUCGGUGGUCGUGGACGUGUUGAACCGGUUCUUGGGGGACUAUGUGGUGAACCUGGACAAGUCCCAGCUCAAUCUGGGCAUCUGGGCAGGAGCUGUGGCCUUGAAGAAUCUUGAAAUUAAAGAAAAUGCCCUGAGUCAACUGGAUGUACCGUUUAAAAUUAAAGUUGGCCAUAUAGGUAAUCUUAGUCUUAUAAUUCCAUGGAAAAACCUUUAUACCCAACCAGUUGAAGCUCUAUUGGAAGACAUUUAUUUACUCAUAGUGCCUUCUUCUAGAAUAAAAUAUGAUCCUUUAAAAGAAGAAAAACAACUCUUUGAAGCAAAGCAACAGGAACUGAAAAGGAUAGAAGAAGCAAAACGAAAAGUAGCUGAUCAAGAAAAACAUCGGGUGGAGAAACAGGACACUUUUACAGAAAAAUUAAUUACUCAGAUCAUAAAAAAUCUUCAAGUGAAAAUUUCCAACAUCCAUAUUCGCUAUGAAGAUGAUGUCACAAAUCGAGACAACCCACUGUCAUUUGGUAUUUCCCUUCAAAAUCUCAGCAUGCAGACAACUGAUCAAUACUGGAUUCCAUGUUUACAUGAUGAAACUGAGAAACUAUUUCGUAAGUUAAUCCUAUUGGAUAACCUUUUUGCCUAUUGGAAUGUGAAGUCUCAGAUGUUUUAUCUUAAUAAUUAUGAUGAAUCAUUGGACAGCCUGAGGAAUGGUAUUGUUGAUGAAAGUAUUAUUCCAGAAGGUUAUAAUUUUGUAUUUCGCCCCAUAUCUGCUAAUGCCAAACUUCAGAUGAAUCGUGGAUUGGAUUUUGACUUUUCUGCCCCCAAAAUAAGCCUGGAUAUUGAGUUACAUGACAUAACAAUUGAAUUUAAUAAACCACAGUAUUUCAGUCUUAUGGAACUUCUUGAAUCAGUUGAUAUGAUGACGCAAAAUCUACCAUAUAGGAAAUUCAAACCUGAUGCACCUCUCCACUACCAUGCCAAAGAAUGGUGGGUUUAUGCUAUACGUGGUAUUCUUGAAGUAAAUGUUCGGCCCCACUUACGGAUGUGGUCAUGGAAGCAUAUAAGAGAACAUAGGCAAAAAAUGAAGCAAUAUAAAGAACUGUAUAAAAAAAAGCUAACAAGUAAGAAGCCAUCUGGUGAACUUCUCAACUCUUUGGAGGAGUUGGAAAAGACUUUGGAUGUAUUUAAUAUAACUAUAGCAAGACAACAGGCAGAAGUUGAGGUAAAGAAAGCUGGAUACAGGAUUUUCAGAGAAGGAGCACAAGAGUCAGAGGAUAAUAAAGGAUGGUUUAGCUGGCUGUGGACUUGGUCAGAAUCACAUACUAAACAACAACCAGAUCUUAAACCUGGAAGUCUUGAAGAAAUGUUGACACCUGAAGAAAAAACUUUACUAUAUGAAGCAAUUGGCUAUAGUGAAACAGCAGUUGAUCCAACCUUGCCAAAAACAUUUGAAGCCAUGAAGUUUUUUGUUCACUUGAAAAGUAUGUCUAUUAUUCUAAGAGAACAACAACAAAAAUCUGAACUGUUAGAUAUUGUAGUGGAAGAAUUUAGCACUUUGAUUGUGCAAAGACCAGGAGCACAAGCAGUUAAAUUCGAAACCAAAAUAGGUUCAUUUCAUAUUACUGGCUUACCAGAUAAUUCAACAAAACCCCGCCUCUUGUCUUCAUUGGAUGAUGCUGCAUCACUCUUGCGGAUUAUAUUUGAGAUAAAUCCAUUAGAUGAAACUGUUGCUCAAAGGUGUAUCAUAGAAGCUGAACCUUUAGAAAUGCUAUAUGAUGCAAGAACAGUAAAUAGUAUAGUGGAAUUCUUCAGACCUCCAAAAGAGGUAAAUCUAGCACAGCUGACUUCAGUGACUUUGACAAAACUUGAAGAAUUUCGUGAUAAGACAGCAGCAGGUCUGCUGUAUAUUAUUGAAACACAGAAAGUUCUUGAUCUCAAAAUUAAUUUGAAGGCUUCAUAUAUUAUUAUCCCACAAGAUGGAAUUUUUAACCCUACAUCAAAUCUGCUUCUUUUGGAUCUUGGUCAUCUAAAGGUGACAAGUAAAAUUCGUUCAGAAUUACCAGAUUUAAAACAAGGUGGGGCGAAACUUGAAGAGAUAAUGCAUAGAGCUUAUGAUUCUUUUGAUAUUCAGCUUACAAGCAUACAGCUGCUUUACAGCAGAGUUGGUGAUAAUUGGAAAGAAGCACGAAAACUCAAUGUAUCCACACAACAUAUCUUGGUACCUAUGCACUUCAAUGUGGAACUCUCUAAGGCCAUGGUUUUCAUGGAUAUAAGGAUGCCCAAAUUCAAGAUUUUUGGAAACUUACCACUGGUUUCUUUACGAAUCUCAGAUAAAAAACUGCAAGGGAUAUUGGAAUUGAUUGAAAGCAUCCCAAAACCCCCACCUGCAACUGAAGUAAAUGUCCCUGUCAAACCAGUUCAGAUUCAAAGAUCCACUUCUUUGGGAACAUCACAGAUUUCACAGAAAAAGUUUCCUCUUGUGGAAAUUCCAUGUGUUGAAGAUGAUUCAGAUGAGGAGUUUUUUGAUGCCCCAUGUAGUCCCUUGGAAGAGCCUCUUCAACCUCCAUCUAGAGUUAAAAGUCCUCAACAAAAAAAGCUUCAAAAGCCAGAUUGUUCAAAAAAUAUGAUUGAGUAUAAAAUAAGAUUUGAAGUGCCAGAGGUUUUGAUUGAAUUCUGUCACCUUGUUGGAGAUUGUGAACUACCUGUGGUAGAAAUUAAUAUCUUGGGAUUGGGCACAGUCAUUGAGCUUAGAACAUUUGAUUUGAAAGCAAAUGCCUUUUUGAAAGAGGUCUGCUUAAAAUGCCCAGAAUAUUUUGAUGAAAACAAGAAACCAGUUUAUUUGAUUACAACACUGGAUAACACAAUGGAAGAUCUGUUAACACUGGAAUAUGUGAAGGCUGAAAAGAAUUUACCCAUAACAAUGUUGAAGGGCACCUAUAAUAAUGUUGUGCAACUGAUUAAGGUGAAUUUUUCCUCUUUGGAUAUUCAUUUACAUACUGAAGCACUUCUGAAUACAAUAAAUUAUUUUAAUAAUAUCCUUCCAUAUUCGGAGGAAAAACCAGCCCCAGUGCAUAUUGCAGAGACUGAAGACAAAGGAGAGUUUAUUAAAAAAAUACCUUUAAAACUAUCCCAGAAUGAAGAUAUUAUUACCUUACAGAUUUUAGCAGAACUAUCAUGUUUACAGAUCUUUAUUCAAGAUCAGAAACAUAACAUUUCAGAAAUUAAGAUUGAAGGGCUUGAUUCUGAGAUGAUUAUGAGGCCAUCAGUGACUGAAAUAAAUGCAAAGCUAAGGAAUAUAAUUGUUCUGGAUUCUGAUAUAGCAGCUAUAUACAAAAAGGCUGUUUAUAUUACUGGAAAAGAAGUUUUCAGCUUCAAAAUGGUUUCUUAUAUGGGUGCAACUGCUGGUUCUGCGUACACAGAUAUGAAUGUGUUUGACAGUCAAGUUAAUUUAACUGUUGGUUGCAUUGAAGUAGUUCUUGUCACAAAGUUUCUGUAUUCUAUAUUGGCUUUUAUAGAUAAUUUUCAAGCAGGUAAACAAGCCUUGGCUGAGGCAACUGUUCAGGCAGCAGAAAUGGCUGCUACUGGUGUAAAAGAACUGGCACAAAGGAGUUCUAGAAUGGCAUUGGAUGUUGACAUCAAAGCCCCAGUUGUGGUUAUCCCACAGUCUCCAGUUUCUGAAAAUGUUUUUGUUGCUGAUUUUGGACUAAUUACAAUGAAAAAUACAUUCCAUGUGAUAACAGAGAGUCAGAUCAACCCCCCACCCAUUAUUGAUUUGAUAACGAUAAAGCUGAGUGAAAUGCGACUAUACAGGUCUCAGUUUAUUAAUGAUGCAUACCAGGAAGUACUGGAUCUACUAUUGCCACUAAAUCUUGAGGUGAUUGUUGAGCGAAAUUUAUCCUGGGAGUGGUACCAGGAAGUUCCUUGUUUUAAUGUAAAUGCUCAACUAAAGCCCAUGGAGUUCAUUCUUAGUCAAGAAGAUAUAACAACUGUUUUUAAAACAUUAUACGGCAACAUAUGGAAUGAAGAAGGUGAUAGUGCCUCAUGUGGAGUAAUAAAAGAUCAGUCUAGUGUUACUAGUGGUGCUACUAAUGCUUCACACCAUUCAGGAGGAACAACUGUAGUGACAGCUGCUGUGGUAGAAGUACAUUCACAUGCUUCCCAAGUUAAGACAACACUAAAUAUGAGUUUCAGAACUGAUUAUCUCACCAUGGUACUGUAUAGUCCAGGUCCUAAACAGACUUCCUUUACAGAUAUUCGUGAUCCUUCUCUGAAACUUGCUGAAUUUAAGUUGGAGAAUAUUAUAAGUACUUUAAAAAUGUAUACAGAUGACUCAACAUUUUCUUCCUUCUCAUUAAAAAACUGUAUUUUAGAUGACAAAAGGCCUCAUGUCAAGAAGGCAACUCCUAGAAUGAUAGGACUAACAGUUGGGUUUGACAAAAAGGACAUGAUGGACAUAAGGUAUAAGAGAGUCAGAGACGGUUGGGUGGCUGAUUUAGUCCUUCAAGAAAUGUAUAUUUGUGCAAGUGUGGAAUUUCUGCUGACAGUUGCAAAUGUCUUUCUUGAGGCCUACACUACAGGCACUGCUGUAGAAACCAGUGUUCAAACAUGGCCUGCUAAAGAAGAAGUACUUGUACAACAAUCAGAGAAGUGGGAAAUUAAUAUUAUUAUUAAAAAUCCUGAAAUUGUGUUUGUGGCUGAUAUGACAAGAAAUGAUGCUCCUGCCUUAGUCAUUACAACACAAUGUGAGAUUUGUUGGCAAGGUGACUUUGAAAAUAAUACAAUGACCGCUGCCAUUAAAGAUCUCCAAGUGAGAGCAUGCCCAUUUCUUCCAGUCAAGAGAAAAGGAAAAAUCACCACUGUUUUGCAGCCUUGUGACUUGUUCUAUCAAGCUACUCAGAUAAGUACAGAUCCACAAGUGAUUGAAUUAUCAGUAAAAUCCCUGACACUGAAGGUUUCACCAGUUAUCAUAAAUACUGUGAUUACCAUAACUUCAGCACUUUAUACAGCUAAGGAAACCAUCCCACAAGAAACUCCUUCUUCUACAGCACAUUUAUGGGAAAAGAAGGAUACAAAGAAUUUAAAAAUGUGGUUUCUUGAAGAACCAAAUGAAGUUGAAAAAAUAGCUCCCACAACUGAAUUGGUACCCAAAGGAGAGAUAAUAAGAAUGAACAUUGAUUCUAUUUUUCUAGUUCUUGGGGCUGGAAUUGGUCAUCGAACAGUACCUAUGCUUUUGGCAAAAUCACGUUUCUCAGGGGAAGGCAAAAACUGGAGUUCCCUAAUAAAUCUCCACUGUCAGCUUGAGCUAGAAAUACAUUAUUACAAUGAAAUGUUUGGUGUGUGGGAGCCUUUGCUUGAACCCUUAGAAAUUGAUCAGACUGAGGAUUUUAGACCAUGGAAUCUUGGAAUCAAGAUGAAAAAGAAAGCCAAAAAGGCCAUUGUUGAGUCAAGUACUGAAGAAGAAAAUUACAAGGUACCAGAAUAUAAAACUGUCAUCACUUUCCAUUCAAAAGACCAACUAAACAUUACAUUAUCCAAAUGUGGCCUUGUAAUGUUAAAUAAUUUAGUCAAGGCAUUUACAGAAGCUGCCACUGGAUCUUCAGCUGCCUUCAUAAGGGAUCUAGCACCAUUUAUGAUUUUAAAUUCUCUUGGACUUAGUAUCUCUGUUUCACCAAGUGACUCUUUUAGUGUGCUCAGCGUACCUAUGGCAAAAUCAUAUGUAUUGAAAAAUGAGGAGAGUUUAAGUAUGGAUUAUAUCCGAACUAAAGACAAUGAUCAUUUCAAUGCAAUGACCAGCCUCAGCAGCAGAUUCUUCUUCAUUCUUCUUACACCUGCUAACCACUCUACUGCUGAUAAAAUCCCUUUAACAAAAGUGGGACGACGACUGUACACUGUAAGACACAGAGAGUCUGGAGUUGAAAGAUCUAUUGUUUGUCAAAUUGAUGCAGUGGAAGGAAGUAAGAAGGUAACAAUUCGCUCCCCAGUGCAGAUUAGAAAUCAUUUUUCAAUACCACUUUAUGUUUAUGGAGGGAACACCUUAUUGGGAACGGCUUCACCUGGAAGUGAACUUAACAUACCAUUAGCGUCUUACCGAUCACUCCUUUCCCUGAAGCCAGAAGAUGAGGACUAUCAAAUGUGUGAAGGAAUUGAUUUUGAAGAAAUUAUAAAAAAUGAUGGCACUUUUCUCAAGAAGAAAUGUAGAUCUCUAAACCCUUCCAAGGAGCCAUUUAUCAUUAAUAUUGUCCCAGAAAAAGAUAAUUUGACAUAUGUGUCAGUGUAUUCAGAAGAUGGUUGGGACUUACCAUAUAUAAUGCAUUUGUGGCCACCUAUUCUACUCCGAAAUCUUCUUCCUUACAAAAUUGCUUAUUAUAUAGAGGGCACUGAACAUAGAGUUUUUACUCUACAUGAAGGCCAUUCAGCCCAGAUUUGUACUGUACAGUUGGAUAAAGCCAGGCUGCAUUUAAAAUUACUUGACUAUCUUAAUCAUGAUUGGAAAAGUGAAUAUCAUAUAAAACCUAAUCAACAAGAUAUUAGUUUCAUCAGUUUUACUUGUGUUACAGAAAUAGAAAAGACUGAUUUAGAUAUUGCUAUCCAUGUGGCUUAUAAUACUGGCCAGACAGUUAUGGCAUUUCAUAGUCCUUACUGGAUGGUCAAUAAAACUGGUCGAAUGUUACAGUAUAAAGCAGAUGGAAUUCAUCGAAAGCAUCCACCUAAUUAUAAAAAGCCAGUUCUCUUUUCUUUUCAGCCAAAGCACUUUUUUAAUAACAAUAAGGUUCAGCUUAUGGUAACUGAUAGUGAACUGUCAGAUCAGUUUUCAAUUGAUACUGUUGGUAGUCAUGGAGCUGUUAAAUGUAAGGGCCUGAAAAUGGAAUAUCAAGUUGGUGUCACUAUAGAUCUUAGCAGUUUUAACAUUACCAGAAUUGUCACAUUUACACCCUUUUUUUUGCUUAAAAACAAAAGUAAAUAUCGUAUAUCAGUGGCUGAAGAGGGAAGUGAUAAAUGGCUCUCUCUUGAUUUGGAGCAGUGUAUCCCCUUUUGGCCUGAGGAUGCUUCUAAUAAACUUCUUGUUCAAGUUGAAAGAAGUGAAGGCUCUCCCAAAAAGAUACAUUUUAACAAGCAAGAAAGUUGUAUUUUAUUGCGUCUGGAUAAUGAGCUUGGAGGUAUUAUAGCAGAAGUUAAUUUGGCUGAGCAUUCUACAGUUAUUACAUUUUCAGAUUAUCGUGAUGGAGCAGCUCCAUUCCUGUUAAUAAAUCACACCAAGAAUGACAUUGUUCAAUACAAGCAAAGUUCCCUCUGUGAAAUAGAAGAUUCCCUCCCUCCUGGAAAAGCAGUUUUCUAUACAUGGGCUGAUCCAGUGGGCUCUAGAAAGCUGAAGUGGAGAUGUGGAAAAAGCCACGGUGAAGUAACACAAAAGGAUGAUAUGAUGACACCUAUAAAUCUUGGAAAAAAGAUCAUUUAUUUAGUUUCAUUCUUUGAAGGCUUACAACGCAUUAUUUUAUUCACUGAAGAUCCAAGGGUAUUUAAAGUGACAUAUGAAAGUGAGAAAGCAGAGUUAGCAGAGCAAGAAAUUGUGUUGGCACUACAAGAUGUUGGAAUUUCUCUUGUCAACAAUUAUACAAAGCAAGAAGUAGCCUAUAUUGGCAUUACAAGUUCUGAUGUGGUUUGGGAGACAAAGCCCAAGAAGAAGGCAAGAUGGAAACCAAUGAGUGUAAAGCACACUGAGAAGUUAGAGAAAGAAUUUAAGGAAUAUACUGAAUCUUCACCAUCAGAAGAUAAGGUUAUUGAGUUGGACACUAACAUUCCGGUUCGCUUCACACCUAGUGGUACUAACAUGAAAAUUCUGCAGCCACAUGUAAUAGCUAUAAGAAGAAAUUACCUUCCAGCAUUAAAAGUAGAAUAUAGCACAUCUGCACAUCAAUCAUCAUUUAGAAUUCAAAUUUACAGAAUACAGAUCCAAAACCAGAUACAUGGUGCUAUAUUUCCAUUUGUGUUUUACCCCAUUAAACCUCCUAAGUCGGUCACCAUGGAUUCAGCCCCAAAGCCCUUUACAGAUGUCAGUAUUGUCAUGAGAUCUGCAGGACAUUCGCAGAUAUCACGUAUUAAGUAUUUCAAAGUGUUGAUCCAAGAAAUGGAUCUCAGGUUGGAUCUUGGGUUUGUCUAUGCUAUAUCAGAACUUAUGACAGCAGCUGAAGUAACUGAAAAAACAGAGGUUGAGCUUUUUCAUAAAGAUACAGAAGCUUUCCAAGAAGAAUAUAAAAUAGUUUCAUUAGGAGAUUCAUCACAAGUCAGUCUCUAUGAAUACUUUCAUAUAUCUCCUAUCAAGUUGCAUUUAAGUGUUUCACUGAGUUCAGGUCGCGAAGAAGCUAAAGAUUCAGAACAACCUGAAGGACUGAUGGCAGUUCAUUCUUUAAAUCUUUUGCUGAAGAGUAUUGGUGCCACUCUUACAGAUGUACAAGAUGUAGUUUUUAAGCUUGCAUUUUUUGAACUCAACUAUCAGUUCCAUACGACAUCUGAACUACAGUCUGAAGUAAUAAGACACUAUUCAAAACAGGCCAUAAAGCAGAUGUAUGUACUCAUUCUUGGACUUGAUGUUUUGGGAAAUCCCUUUGGCUUGAUUAGAGAAUUUUCUGAAGGUGUAGAAGCAUUUUUUUAUGAGCCUUACCAGGGAGCCAUCCAGGGUCCUGAAGAGUUUGUGGAAGGAAUGGCACUGGGACUGAAAGCACUAGUUGGUGGAGCUGUUGGUGGAUUAGCUGGUGCUGCCUCCAAAAUCACCAGUGCUAUGGCUAAAGGGGUAGCAGCUAUGACUAUGGAUGAAGACUACCAACAGAAGAGAAGAGAAGCCAUGAACAAGCAACCAGCUGGUCUUAGAGAAGGCAUCACUCGUGGAGGAAAAGGAUUAGUUUCUGGUUUUGUAAGUGGCAUAACAGGAAUUGUUACAAAACCAAUCAAAGGAGCUCAAAAAGAAGGAGCGGCUGGUUUCUUUAAAGGUGUUGGGAAAGGUUUAGUUGGAGCAGUGACAAGGCCAACUGGAGGCAUCAUAGACAUGGCUAGCAGUACAUUUCAGGGAAUAAAAAGAGCUACAGAGACUUCUGAUGAAGUGGAGAGUCUGCGACCCCCUAGGUUCUUUAAUGAAGAUGCAGUUAUCAGACCUUACAGGUUGAGGGAUGGUACUGGAAAUCAAAUGUUACAGGUCAUGGAAAAUGGAAGAUUUGCAAAAUACAAAUAUUUUACCCAUGUCAUGAUCAAUAAAACAGACAUGUUAAUGAUAACCAAAAGUGGUGUGUUGUUUGUAACAAAAGGAACGUUUGGACAGCUUACGUGUGAGUGGCAGUAUAGUUUUGAUGAGUUUACCAAAGAGCCAUUCAUUGUUCAUGAGAGAAGGCUGCGCAUUGAAGCAAAGGAGCGGGUGAAGUCUGUAUUCCAUGCCAAAGAGUUUGGAAAAAUAAUUAACUUCAAGACUCCAGAGGAUGCAAGGUGGAUCCUCAGAAAGCUAGAAGAAGCAAGAGAACCUUCCCCGAGCCUCUGACAGAGACUGCUGCCUGAAGAUACACAGCAAUAAAUCAUUACAAUUUCUACCUUGUACCUUCUAAAACCUGUUUGGGAAGUAUAAUAUAGAAGUAAUUUCAAGUACUUUAAAAAAAAAAUCAGAAUCAAGUAAAACAGUUAUGUGAUUAAACUAUUUCAACUCUUUGGGGAUCCAUUUGGUUUUCUAACUUGAAUCAUGCAUCUGGUUACAAUUCUAAUUACUUUAUAAAGGAAAUAUUUCUUUUAUGAAUCUUAAAUAUUUGCUCCAUGUGAUUCUCUGUAAUGGUGGAGAAAUUGCCCAUAUUUAGCCUAAAUUUAAUGGAGCUAAAUGUAAUGUUCCUAGUUCACAUUUUACAGUUCUAUCAUGCUUGCUUCAAGGUCCCUGAAUGAGUGAUGGGUGAAUGAUCAAAUCAAACAUUGCCUUAGUGGUAUCAAGAUAACCUUGGUGGUAGUUUCUUUAGAAACAUGAAGUUCUUUUUACAGAUAAAUAUUUUGGUAUGAUUUUCCUUAUUUUUUUAAAUAGAGGGUAGGUUUGAAUUACUAUUUGAAGUACAUAGCAUGACUGUGAAAAACAAUCUUUUUUAUUUUAUAUAAUACAGAUUGACUAAUACCCCUUCAAGCCUCAUCCUAAGAAAGGCUUGAAGAAAUGAGUGUGCUACCCAAAAAGGGAAGGCCCCUCUCAGAACUUUCAAGCCUUAGAAAUACUUCCUCAAGCCAACUCCUUGAGAUCUACUUGGUUUACCAAGGUCAUGUUUAAUAGAUUGCUGACCUUAAAGGAAAAUUCCUGAGGCCUUAACAAUACCAACUUCCUAUUCACUGGUAGUAUGAAAUAAACAAAAGUCCCACCAUCUUAAUACGAGUUAUGCUUCAGAACAGACAGCCCCUCUCUAUACGCAUGUCGGGUAAAUGUAUGUACCCUAAAGUCUAACCCAGUAACCUGUCCUUUUGGCAAUAGAUUGAGCAUUUCUGGUUUGCUUUCUCUACAGUUAUUCAAGUGAGAAUCACUCUUUUAAGUGUAUACUCGUCAGAACAAAAAUCAUGGGCUGCACGUUAGUAAAGAUGUCAUGAGGGGUUUUUUCCUUGAUUUUUGUCCAAGAUCCUUGUACCUUGAUAUUAAUGGACUUUUUCAAGUGAAAGGGGAUGAAUAUAUGAUUGUGAACCAUGAAGAGAAUGAUGCAGUGUCUUAUUUAGUUAUUGAAUAAUACAAAGUAUUUGAUGCAUGUUGAACGUACCGCCAAAUUACUAUAAACUGUUUUUAGAAUUGGAGACUAUAUGAGUCAAUGGUUGUGAAAUUCUCCUCAGAUUCCUUGCUUUGUUGUAAAAGCUAAAAUAAACAGCAUGCCAGACUGUAAUUGUAUUUCUUCCUAACGAAAUCUUGCUACUAAAUACUAUUGAUUUUCCUCUGAUUACAAAUCUCAUUGUUUAUUAAUAAUAGUUUCCUUCAGAAUUUUUUUUCUUUGCUGAACAUAAAUUUAAUAAUGAGAUGACAAAUUUCAAAUCUCAUCAUAGUGCAUGCUCCCACGAUGACCUUUGUUCAACAUGCACUUUUUCUCUGUUGCUGAGCUCUUCCAAUUUUGCAUACGUUAGAAUUAAACCUAAGAGUAGAGGUAGUCAGAAAGCUUUUAUCAGAUUGUCCUCAUCUGAAAUGUUGUUUUACUGGAGUUGUAGUCAGUGCCAUUAGCCAAGUACCUCAUACCUACUCCAGUUUCAUGAUUUUAUUCUCAGAAAAAUACAGACCCAUAACUCUUUGGGUAUCCCAUAGUAAAAGGGAAAAGUCUAAAAGAGUAAGGAUAGAAAUUCUUCUGGUAUCCUCUGGAGGCCAGGCAAAGUGGGUCUUGUAACUACUAUACAUGCAAAGCCAGUGUGCCUAUCCUUCCUGUUCCCUUACCAAUGAGAACCUAGAAAUAUCUUUCCUUAUUCUUUCUCUACCCAUCAGUCAUCUACCCACUAACACCUCCCAUCAAUUCCUGUUUCUAGAAUGGAAAGACCCACGAUUUCAAGAGUAGUAGUUUAUCAAUUGUCUUAGAAGAUUUUCUUCAUCUAAACAAAGAACAUAAGUAGAUCACUAGAUGCGUCAGUCUUUUUAGCAUAACAUUUUACAGUUUACAAUUAUGUGUUUGAUUCUGUAGUCUUUUUCUUGAAUAUUACAGAGUCCAUAAUCUUAUGGUAUUUAAAAAUAAUCUACCCUGAAUUAUAUUUAACUGCGUUUAGUGGCUCUCUGCUUGAGAAUUGCAAACUUGUUUUCGUUUUUUGGUAAUUGCUAUGGAAGAUGUCCUGAGUAUCCUGUCCAUUAUCUCUUUGUAUUGAUAUUAUGUGUUAGCUAUAGCCCUAUACCCUUCAUGUAUCCCAAUCUGUGAUUAUUGUAUGAAGCUAAAGGCAGAGUGUCUGUUCCCUGCCAACUCUCCUCCAGAAAACUAUGAUCCCUAGACAUGGCAACUUUUUUUUUUUAAGAAUCAAUUUUGUUUGUUUAUUUUCGGCUGUGUUGGGUCUUCGUUGCUGUGCGCGGGCUUUUUCUAGUUGCGGCGAGCGGGGGCUACUCCUGGUUGCAGUGUGUGGGCUUCUCGUUGCAGUGGCUUCUCUUGUUGCGGAGCACAGGCUCUAGGCGCAUGGGCUUCAGUAGUUGUGGCACACAGGUUCAGUAGUUGUGGCUCACGGGCUCUGGAGCGCAGGCUCAGUAGUUGUGGCACAUGGGCUUAGUUGCUCCGCGGCAUGUGGGAUCUUCCCAGACCAGGGAUUGAACCCAUGUCCCCUGCAUUGGCAGGCAGAUUCUUAACUGCUCCACCAGGGAAGUCGCUAGACAUAGCAACUUUGAUUUCUGAUACAAUAAGAAGCUUGUGAUUUCUUCACAUUUACAAAAUACUCUCUGAACCAAAGAGCAUGUGCACUUCUGCAGUGGCUUCCCUAUUACAGUAUGUAUGUUAGCUGCUUCUUUCCUGGUGUUAGCAAGACCUUGGAAUUUUUCCCAUGCUCAGUUUAGUACAGCUGAGUUAUUUUCUGGUUCCUAAAUAAUCAUGACUAGCUGUAGGCAGUCCUUCCCUGUCCCUCUCUCCUCCAGAAUCCUAAUCCAUCCCCAAAGUAUCCUGUGGCUUCCAAAUAAGAAAAUCUUCUUAAACUUAUUUAUCAUUUCUAUAAAAUUAUCUCUCUCAUUUUUUCCAAUGGUAGUAGCAGUAAUAUAAUACUAUCCCAGUGAAUAUAUACACACCUAGCUUAUCUCUUAGAAAUAGCCUGCAAAGUAGUAUCCUAUUCCUUCUGGUAAAAAAUAAAGGCACUACUCAGUGCUGAAUUUUAUGAACCUUAUUCAGUCAUUAGUUACCAGUUUUAGUUGGUACUUCAGGCCAAGCCAAAGCCCCAGUAUUAAAAAGGUUGGGACAAGGUGCUGGGUUAGUUUGCCUGUAGGAACUGAAAGUGUGCACCGCAUACACUGAAGGGAGAAGUAGCUGUUUGGAAAUGGGUGUUUUCAUGCCCCAGCCAACAAGUCAGAGAAAUCUGUUUGGGUUCCAGGGCCAUUGCUUUUACCUUUUCUCAAGAUCAGCUAAAAUCCUCAAGCACAGUGUUUUUCAAACUGUAGUUCUUAACCCAUUAGUGAGCCAUAAAAUAAGUUCAAGAUCAGCAUAUUUUAAAAAUAGAAUAGAAAAGAAGAGAGUUUUGCGUGUAACAAGGUUAAAUAUUGUUUUCUGAAAUAUCGUUUCAGUUAAAUAAUUUAUACUGUGUGUACCGGGUCACAAUAUAAAACAUACUUUCUUAUUGGGAAUUGCAAUUUGGGGGGACGGGAAGAAAACCCUUGGAAGCCAGUGCUGUAGGAGGUGUUUACCAUCCAGUAACUGUUGAAACAAUCUGGGCUGUGCCAAGCCUUACCUUACCUUAGAUAAGAAGCAACGGAUCCACGACUCAGGGAGUCUUUAAGUUGUGAGCACUGCCUUUUUCUUUUGAGUGAGAAGACAGGAUAGCUCUUGUUUCAGAAAUGUUUCCCUUUCCUGGUGUGUAUCAGAUACCCUUAGAUAGCUGUGUAAUAUGUUCCACUAGAUAUCAGUGGUCUAGAAAAAGCAUAGACACAUUAGAUCCACAAACAGCAAGCACCCAAAAAAUGUCAUAGGAUAUCCUUUAACUACAUGUAUUUCAAUCUCUCACACACUAAGCAUUCUACUAAGAUGGGCACAGAAGUUCUCCUUUUAAGUACAUUGAGUGUGCUCCAUCUGCCUUCUGUCUGAUUCACCAUACAGGUGGCAAAGGCAAAUGGGGAGCUUAUUCAUAGGUCACAAUCUUUUAGGGCCAAAAUACUUAUUCUCUGGAGGGUGCUAAAUAAAUGCCAGUGCUGUUUAGCUGAAAAUAAUUGGAUUUCCUAAUUUCUGUAGGAUUCAAGUAGAAAAUAUACAUAACCUGAUUCUUUUUGCAAGAUUCAAUACAAAAUUUAUUCACUCUGGUUUUCUUUGGUGCUACCCAGUAUCACUGAUAGCUCCUUUGCAUACUCUAAAUGAGGACCAUCCACCCUCCUGCGCAAUCCUUUGAAAUAUACUUUUGAAAUUAUACCUUACUGCUAAUGCUAUACCUACUGAUCAGUUAAAAUUUUUAGGAUUCUUAUCAUCUAUAUUUUUGAUCAUUGCCCAAAACAGCUAUCAGUGCAGACCUUUUCUCAUGCUUCUUUUCUUUCUACCACAGUUGGUGUAAAGCAGUACUUGUUUCAGGGCUAUCCUAAAAGGCCAGCACAAGGCCUGAGAAGAUGCUGGAUCCUACUCUUUUACAAACCUUCUUCAUGUUUCUUUAACUGAAACCUUUUUUACUUUAUUUCCUCUUUUGUAAGGUAAAUUGUUCAAUGUCAUUUUUUUUUAAGUUUUGCUUUACAAUUACAGAUUAGUUCUUUUCUAAAAGCAUUAUGACAUUUCCAAAAAACUGAUAAUUCUGGUUACACAAUGAGCCAUGUAAGAGAUGAAACUUCAAAUUUUAUAGGUUGAUAUGAGUAUAUUUUUAAAGUUUUUAUUACUUUAUACAAAUCCAAAGUUAUUUGUAUUAUAGUUUAGCACCUGCUAUGAUAUCUGUCAACCUGAAAAUCCCUGUCUGUCACUGAAUACCAUUCACAUUCAUUUAGUAUUGCUCUGAUACCUUUAAUAAUGGGUUCCUCCUAAUGAAGUCCUUGUAAUAAGAAACCCUGUAAGAGUAAUAUAAUAAAAAGUCUAAUAAUCAGAAGUGUACUUAAAAUAGAUCGUGUUGGAAACCCCCAACAUUUCUUCUAAUGCCAUCAUACCACCAGCGUUCUAUUGGCUACCCAAAAGUUUCCACUUUGGGAGCUGAAAAAUGUUCAAGUAACAAUGUAGACUACACUAAAAUGUUCUCAGUGUCAAUAAUUUUAUACCCACACUCACAGACUAUUAGAAAUUGUAUGUGGGACUUGUUGCAAAUUCAGGUUGUUGUAGACCUUUUAAAAUGAUCAUCUCUGUAUGUGAAUAUGUGUAUCACAUAUAAAAUUGAAUUUUCAGGGAAUGUGCACUUUAAAAAUAUUUCCUUACUAAUUUUUGUAUUGACCAAAUAGUCUUUGCUCCUUUGGAAUGCUUAUUCUUUAGCAAAAAUAUGGUUGUUGAUGAUGACAGUUCUUUAAAUGUCUGUUUCUGCAUCAGUGCAAUAUUUCCUUUACUUUUGUGUUCCUUAUACUUAUGGCUGACCCAGUUGCCUGUUAUACAGUCUCUGCCUUGAUUUUGUGUGUUCUGGUAAAAUAAUUAAUCUAUAAACACAAACGUUUACAGUGAAGUUCUUCCUCUUGAAAUUGAACUUAGUCUUUUUUUCCACUGCAAAUUGGUUGGCUAUGCUCACCAAUGACUUUUUUUCUAAAUAAUAAUAAUUUCUUGCUAUUGGUAGAAUUGGAUUGCUUGGUCACUGACUGCCCAGUUUAACUAUGUGUACCUCUUUCAAAUAAAUUGAGUCAAAUAAAGAUUUCUGAUCUUCAGUCUG